GAGUGUCUUAGUGUCGAUUCAGUUUCAUCUCAUCCACACAAUAAUAGUACCAAUAUCUUCAAAAAAAAAAGUAGAAAUAGUAUUGGGAAUUGUAACACAGUUCAACGUAACACUCUUUUGAUUCCACAAUUCUUCUUCUGGACCUGCGAUUCUCGCAAUCAUGGCCACCGUGCAACUCCAAUCCCUAACCCUCACUCGCUCCUCCACACUCCCUUCCCUCACCUCUCCACCGAUUCCCGUCACCGCCCGCCUCAACUCCGCUGCGCUGCCGCGCUACUCUGGCCUCCGGCUCCGAGCCACCGUUGGAACCGUUUUAUCGACUCGCGCCGCUUCGAGAACCGCUCCUCGCGGCGGACGCAUCGCUUGUGAGGCACAGGAUACCGCCAUAGAAGUGAAUGCUAUUACUGAUGCAAAUUGGGAAUCACUUGUGCUUGAAUCCGAGACUCCCGUACUGGUUGAAUUCUGGGCCCCAUGGUGCGGUCCCUGCCGAAUGAUCCACCCGAUAAUCGAUGAACUGGCCAAGGAAUAUGUUGGUAAGCUGAAGUGUUACAAACUCAAUACUGAUGAGAGCCCUUCAACUGCCAGCCGUUAUGGGAUUCGAAGUAUUCCCACUGUCAUUAUUUUUAAGAAUGGUGAGAAGAAAGAUACAGUUAUUGGAGCUGUGCCCAAGACAACAUUGACCUCAAGCAUAGAAAAAUUCCUGUGAGCAAAUGAAAGUAAAGCUAUUUUUCUCGUUAGCUUCCUCUCAUCUAAGCCAAAUAUCAGGUUGGGAUUAUUUGUUUCUUAAAUAACCAUUUAUGGUCCUGUAUAGCUAUGGAUGCAAACCAUAUUUUCUGAUUUCUUUAGAUAAUUAUAAUUAACAAUGUGUUGCGUAAA
Messenger RNA from Vigna umbellata (rice bean), 876 nucleotides. RefSeq lists its product as uncharacterized. NCBI's taxonomy places the organism in Eukaryota, Viridiplantae, Streptophyta, Magnoliopsida, Fabales, Fabaceae. Gene Ontology annotation, cellular component: cytoplasm. The record is from RefSeq and is a predicted model, not a curated record. Gene Ontology annotation, molecular function: protein-disulfide reductase activity.